Molecule: messenger RNA, 5734 nt
Organism: Coregonus sp. 'balchen'
Lineage: Eukaryota; Metazoa; Chordata; Actinopteri; Salmoniformes; Salmonidae
Source: the annotation of a GenBank genome assembly
AGAUCGAAACAUUGACAAUAUCUCCCUGGGGUCAUGAGUUUAUCCCCCACUACAAGUACCUCUUCAACAGCAUACGUUAAAGUUGUCAGGACAUUCCUUCUGCCCUCCCCUAUGCUCAGAGACCAUGGGAAGCGUCGGCAGCCUCAUCUCAGGUCACAGUCUUCACAGCAAGCACUGUCAGGCCACAGAGUACAAAUUAAAGAAAGCGGGCCAUCACCGGAAGACAGGCCGGAGCCUGGAUGGUCUACUGAAGUACAGCUUUGCACAGGGAUCCUCCAACCACACACCUAAAGCGAUCUCUCAGGCAGGCAGGAGUGAGGACUUCUUUUACAUAAAAGUGAGCCACAAGCCGUGGAUGACUCACCACAGAGGCAUCCCAGCAGAGGACCAUUUAGGAGAGGGACAUUGUACUGAUAUGGAACCAGACAGUAGAGUGCCACCUAAAUUGCUGCCUACAUCUGGGAAACUGGAGAAGGUGAGUCUCUGACUUGCUCAACAUACUUGCUCAACAUACUUGUCUGUGUCAAUAUUUCUGUGUUGUACAAUUGACAGCCAGGAAGACAAUUUCAAACACAACUUCAAGAUCAGACAAGCACAGUAGAUAGCAAACAAAAACAUUACCCCUGUUGAAACACCAAGCUUUGUGUUGUCCUGUCACGAUUCCGCCGAGCCUGCCCCACCUCCUGGUUCGGGCAGGCUUCGGCGUUCGUCGUAACCGGAGUACUAGCUACUGCCGAUCCCAUUCUCAUCACUCCACUUGUCAUGUCUUGUCAAUCACACACACCUGGCGCUCAUUCCCCUAAUUAGUAUGUGUAUAAAUGUUCCCUCUGUUCCCCUUGUCUUUGUGAGUGAUUGUUUUGUUGUGAGAGCGUGUAGCUCGGUUGAGCUACAUUUCACUGUGUUAUUGCCAAGGUGGAUGUUUUCCCUUGUACAGUGUAGUUUGACGCUUGGGGCGUUUGAUUUAUGCAAACGGAUUAAACUCUGGACUUCGGUAUUUUACCUCCUGCACCUGACUCCUUCUUUCACACCUCGUCACAUGUCCAGUCUUUUUAACCAUCUCCAAGGUUGAUGACUUAAGCAAUCAUUUUGAGUUUGGUUUUCAGCCUAACUGCAGAUGCAUGUAACCACACUCAAAGUCAUACACAGAGCUCGAUGCAAGGACUGACAGUCCAAGAGAUUUAAAUUAUAAUUUUAAACAUAUUUUUAAGCUAUACAUUAUUAGUUUAGAAAGACUAAAAUGACAGCAGAAACAAACAAUGGUGUAAAAUAACCUUAUACAACCUAAUGAUUGGGUUGGACAGUUGUACUAAGCUUAUGAGGCAUUAUAAGUGAUAUUCUUCAAGAAUGAAUGUGUAGGCUAUUUUUAUUAAUUAAAAUCAUAUUAAAUAUUGCAGAUUGCAAUGCCUUGAUCUUUUGUAAGAUGUCAUCAGUGAUGUUCUUCUCCAAACCCUGCUCUCUGAAUAGGCCUUUAUGCCCCAGUAGAAAAAGUGCUUUCCAGGGAUGAAGUCACUGGACAGGAAUGCUGAGUCCACAAGAUUACCACUCCCACUUCAACAGCGCAACACAUUAUUAAUAUCACAGAGUAGGACUAUUCAUAUUUUCUCAGACAGUACAACAGGGUGGAGUAGGAGGUUGGGUAAAACUGGUGGUGUUUCCAGACAGCACAGAUGGGACAUGUGGAAUAAACUCAUGUUUCACAUCUUUCAUGACAGUUUCAUGUAUUCUGUAUAUUCUUACAUUGCACUUUUACAUGUACAAAUCUCCAAUUUCUGGGUGGUUAUCUGUUCUCGUCAGCACUAAAUAAUUGAUUAUUCAUUGGUAGCACUAUUUGCUUACAUGAUCAUCUCCAUUGCUAAAAUGAAGGUUGAAAACCAAAACCAACAGGUUCUCUGAUCGACUAUUUGCUCUCCUUCCGUCUCUAGAAUAUUGAGAAAGCUUUGAUCCGGCCCACAGCCUUCAAGCCAGUCAUCCCUAGGAGCACCUCUUCCACAGAGACUCGCGACAAUCUCACCCACCUGCUUAUUCCCCCAGAAAGGACCAGAGACUCCCAGGGGCCCAAACAGGACACCUUUUCAGGGACACUCUCAGACUCUGGGCAGGAUUCAAUGUCCAGCCUGCCUACUCACAGCACCAAUGGAAGCCUCAGUGCUUCCACAGGCCCAUUGUCUCAGUGUGCAGGAGGCUCAGCCCAUGGCAUGACCCAUCCCCUGCAGCCCCCCCGCUCUACAUGGACCAAUGGGAAUGGCAUUAUUGCCAGUGCUAGGGUCGCAGCUCUAAGUAAUGGUGGGGCAGUGAAGGCUAACAGGGAUUCCAUCUCCAUACUGUCCACUCAGCAGCCUAUUCCUCUAUUGGAGGAGAUGGGAGGCUGUAAUCGCUCUCCCAUCUCAAUGGACGAGUCCCUAAUUGAGCUGCUGGAGCAGAGGCUGCUGGAGAGUGAGACAGAGCUGCAGGAGCUGCAGGUGAGCUUUGAGGAGAAAGAGGUGGACACUUGCCAGCUGUUUGAGGAGAGGCAGAGGUAUUGUGUUGAGGAGAUGGAGGGCCUGAAGCAGCGGUGCUCCACCAAGCUCAGGCAGGUCUCGCAGAGGGCCGUGAGGAACCACCAGGCCUUGCAGCUGCAGGUCAGUCAGCUGCAACAGGACAAGCAGAAGCUCCAGGAUGAUCUGGCCAGGAUGACCCAGGAGAAGGACCUGACAGAGGUCAAACUGAGGUCAUUUGAGAGGGAGAAAACCCAGCUAGAGCCCACCUUAGAGGAGACCCAGUGGGAGGUGAGUGUGGCCAGCAUGUGUUAUACAUUUUUCCUGACCACAUGGCCUUACCAUGAAAAUCAGGACCCUAGUUGUGACUGAGUGGGCCAAAAGUAUUUCCUGGUCAAGUCACUAGAAAAAACUAGUUAUAGGUACUGAGCACAUUGCACAGGGUUUGCACAGGCCAGAGAGUAUGUAAUUUCUAAAAUUUCUCGAAAGCAGCCAGUAAUUCAAUUGCAAUUUUUACUUUUUGCAUUCUUUACUAGGUAUGUCAAAAGACUGGGGAGAUCUCCCUGUUGAAGCAGCAGCUCAGGGACUCCCAGGCUGAUGUCACUCACAAGCUGAAUGACAUCGUCAGCCUCAAGGCCUUGCUGAAGGAGACUCGGGCCAAAAUGGAGGCAUUAGAGCAGCAGAACAAAGAACAAGAGGACAAGAUACGCUCUCACAGUGUGGAGGUCGAGGUAUUGGGUCUCUUUUGUUAAAAUAAAAUUAGAGAUAGUAUGAUAUGCAUACAGAAUAGAUUUCUUUAGUAAAGUGCGGACGCUACACUAGUGGUGAGCAUUUAAGUGUGAGUGACAAUGCUGAAUCUAGGUCAUUAUCUACAGUCGUGGUCAAAAGUUUUGAGAAUGAAACAAGUAUUGGUCUUCACAAAGUUUGCUGCUUCAGUGUUUUUGGAUAUUUUUGUCAGACGUUACUAUGGUAUACUGAAGUAUAAUUACAAGCGUUCCAUAAGUGUCAAUUAACUUCUGUGCCACAUCCUGACUUGCAUAAUCAAUGCUUGGAGUUUGUCAGAAUUGGUGUGUUUUUGUUUGUCCACCUGCCUCUUGAGGAUCGACCACAAGUUCUCAAUGGGAUUAAGGUCUGGGGAGUUUCCUGGCCAUGGACCCAAAAUGUUGAUGUUUUGUUCCCCGAGCCACUUACUUAUCACUUUUGCCUUAUGGCAAGGUGCUCCAUCAUGCUGGAAAAGGCAUUGGUCGUCACCAAACUGUUCUUGGAUGGUUGGGAGAAGUUGCUCUCUGAGGAUGUGUUGGUACCAUUCUUUAUUCAUGGCUGUGUUCAUAGGCAAAAUUGUGAGUGAGCCCACUCCCUUGGCUGAGAAGCAACCCCACACAUUAAUGGUCUCAGGAUGCUUUACUGUUGGCAUGACACAGGACUGAUGGUAGCGCUCACCUUGUUUUCUCCGGACAAGCUUUUUUCCGGAUGCCCCAAACCAUCGGAAAGGGGAUUCAUCAGAGAAAAUUACUUUACCCCAGUCCUCAGGAGUCCAAUCCCUGUACCUUUUGCAGAAUAUCAGUCUGUCCUUGAUGUUUUUCCUGGAGAGAAGUGGCUUCCUCACUGCCCUUCUUGACACUAGGCCAUCCUCCAAAAGUCUUCGCCUCACUGUGCGUGCAGAUGCACUCACACCUGCCUGCUGCCAUUCCUGAGCAAGCUCUGCACUGGUGGUGCCCCGAUUCCGCAGCUGAAUCAACUUUAGGAGACGGUCCUGGCGCUUGCUGGACUUUCUUGGGCGCCCUGAAGCCUUCUUCACAACAAUUGAACCUCUCUCCUUGAAGUUCUUGAUGAUCUGAUAAAUGGUUGAUUUAGGUGCAAUCUUACUAGCAGCAAUAUCCUUGCCAAUGAAGCCCUUUUUGUGCAAAGCAAUGAUUACGACACGUGUUUCCUUGCAGGUAACCAUGGUUAACAGAGGAAGAACAAUGAUUUCAAGCACCUCCCUCCUUUUAAAGCUUCCAGUCUGUUAUUCUAACUCAAUCAGCAUGACAGAGUGAUCUCCAGCCGUGUCCUCAUCAACACUCUCACCUGUGUUAACGAGAGAAUCACUGACAUGAUGUCAGCUGGUCCUUUUGUGACAGGGCUGAAAUGCAGUGGAAAUGUUUUGGGGAUUAAGUUCAUUUUCAUGGCAAAGAGGGACUUUACAAUUAAUUGCAAUUAAUCUGAUCACUCUUCAUAACAUUCUGGAGUAUAUGCAAAUUACCAUCAUAAAAACUGAGGCAGCAGACUUUGUGAAAAUUAAUAUUUGUGUCAUUCUCAAAACUUUUGACCACGACUGUACUUGGCCUCCAUGUUCAACAGCAAAGUGCAUUUUAUAAUGACACAAUUAAUCUAUUCCACCCCAGGUAUGCCACAAUGAGCUCCAGCGCAAGAAGAACGAGGCUGAUCUUCUAAGAACAAAGGUGGGCAUACUGGAGACAGACAUCAAAGGAAUGAAAAAGGAUCUGGCCCUUGCAAAAGAACAGAAGCAGCAGCAGAAGGCCAAACUGGAGGCCCAGGCCCAGGCCCAGCAGAGGUCAGACCAGAGUGGGGGGAGUGAAGGGUGCAUGAGCACUUACUCCCUCCAGGGAGAGGUGGAGAGACUGAAAGGAGAGCUCAGGGAAGAGAGAGAGAUUCAGGAGAGGCUGUCGAACAGCUUUGAGCAUGAGAGACAGACGUGGAACAAGGAGAAGGACAGAGUCAUCAAGUACCAGAACCAGCUUCAGCUCAACUAUCUGCAGAUGCACAAGAAGAACCAAGACUUGGAGAGAAUCCUGCUGGAGCUCACAGUGGAGCUGGAGAGUCGGUCGGAGCUCGACGUGGACAUCCACAGCUCAGGGUUUCACUAUGAGGAUAUGAUCGCCACAGAAAUUUGAGGGAGAAAUGCACAGAGAAUAAUAAAACAAUAUAAUCAACUGUUAUAACAGGGUAAUUAAACAAUCAUAUUAAACAUAUAAUUUGUUAUAUCUGGCCAGAAAACAGAUGAUCCAUUGCUGCCUUGGCAGGUGCAGCUUUUUAAAGGUUAUCAAGUUGGCUAACAUAUUGCUGCACAAUAUGACAGAAUUGGGGUCAGGUCUGACUACUAAAAUCACUGUAAUUCUCUAUGACUGUGUAAAGCAGGCUUUAAGCUUUUGUUACGUUACCCAUAGGGUUGAUUUCCCAGAAACAGAUUAAGCCUAGUCUUGGACCAAAAAUUAUUUUUGAUGGAGAUUCAAGACGAGGCUUAAUCUGUGUCCAGGAAA